UCUUCAAAACUGCAACAAUUUCAAACAACUGAAACAAAUCCAUGCUAGAAUAAUCCGUUUUCGUCUUACUCAUGACCAAUUACUUAUCAGAAAGCUAUGUCAAAUUUCUUCAUCAUAUGAAUAAUAUGAUGAAUCUUUACUUCAAGAUUGGGGGGGAUGUUGAUGAUGGGUGGAAGGUGUUUGAUAAAAUGCGUGUGAGGAAUGUGGUUUCGUGGACAACUGUGAUUGCUGGGCUUGUAGCUUGUGGGAAAUUGGAUACUGCGAGGGAAGUAUUUGAGAGGAUUCCGUCGAAGAAUGUUGUGUCGUGGACGGCGAUGAUAAAUGGGUAUGUGAAAAAUGAUAACCCGAUUAAGGCUUUUGAUUUGUUUGAAAGGAUGUUGAUUGAUAAUGUGAGGCCGAAUGAGUUUACACUGGUGAGCUUGAUUAAAGCUUGUACUGAUUUGGGUAGUCUGAAAUUGGGCAGACGAAUGCAUGAUUUCGCAUUGAAGAAUGGUUUUGAGCUUGGACCUUUUUUGGGUACUGCUCUUGUUGAUAUGUAUAGCAAAUGUGGUAGUCUAGAUGCUGCUGUUAAAGUGUUUGGUUUAAUGGAAGUGAGAAACUUGGCUACCUGGAAUACAAUGCUUACUAGCUUCGGUGUGCAUGGGUUUGGGAAUGAAGUGCUAGACCUUUUCAAAGAAAUGGAGAAGGCCGGUGUAGUUCCUGAUGCUAUCACUUUUGUUGGUGUUUUGAGUGCUUGUGUUCAAAUUAAUGAUCUGGAACUAGGCCAGAAGUAUUUCAGUCUCAUGACAGAACAUUACAGUUUAACACCUAUCUUGGAACACUAUACGUGCAUGGUUGGACUCUAUACUCGUGCUAAUGAGUUAAAUGAGAUUCGCACAUUAGGGGAUACAAUGUCAUUGUCAAUAGAAGCAAAUCAUAAUGUUGCAGAAUUGCUACAAGAGAGUAAACCCACUGGUUUUGAUGACAUGGAGAAACUCAUACACAAGCAUUACAGGGAUUCAGAUUUAUCAGAAUUCGUUUUAGAUCAUUCUGCAACUCCAACCCAACCAAAUUCCAACCCUUGGAUUCAAAUUGUAUCAUGAAUUCCUGAUCCACUGGUCGAGAUUUGACUGCACAGGGUUACUACAAUAUCAACCAAACAAGUACGUGAAUUGUGACUUGUUUUAACGUUCUCUAUCACACCAUGUGCGAGCUUAUGUGAAUAUAUCGUCUCGGAUGCUAUUGAGAGAAGCUGCAUACAAUAUAGCCAACUGGUGCCUCUAAUUUUGUGUACAGUAUGCUACUGGAAUCAUAAUCAUCUACACUGAUAUUUAGCAUUAUAGAAUAAUACCAAUUUUUUAAAGCAACACAAUGACAUCAAGUUGAUCUUGAAGUCAUUUAUAUUUGUUGAGAAUGUAUUAUUUGACCUCCAAAAUAAUAUUUUUUACAUUUUUGAA
Messenger RNA from Medicago truncatula (barrel medic), 1436 nucleotides. Its product is annotated as pentatricopeptide repeat-containing protein At3g26630, chloroplastic. Bases 72 to 1082 code for a protein of 336 amino acids. Gene Ontology annotation, biological process: RNA modification. The record is from RefSeq and is a predicted model, not a curated record. Gene Ontology annotation, molecular function: RNA binding; protein binding. The transcript has 2 exons. NCBI's taxonomy places the organism in Eukaryota, Viridiplantae, Streptophyta, Magnoliopsida, Fabales, Fabaceae.